Molecule: messenger RNA, 960 nt
Organism: Clonostachys byssicola
Lineage: Eukaryota; Fungi; Ascomycota; Sordariomycetes; Hypocreales; Bionectriaceae
Source: the annotation of a GenBank genome assembly
AUGCGUCUGAGCAGUCUCCUCGCCGGUGUCACCCUCGCCUUUGCCACAUCCUCGCAGGCUCUGAACAUCCUGCUGAAUAACGACGAUAGCUUUGGCUCAGCAAACUUACGCGAGGUCUACCGACUUCUAAAGAAAGAUGGCCAUGAUGGCAAGAAGCCCAAUCUAUUGCUUUGUGGCCAGGGAGGCCGGUCAGAGUUUACCCAGUAUGCCAACCUCACAGGCCCAUCUCAGUAUAACAUUAUCCCCGCGGGGGAACCAUCGGUUGGCCCGGAUCCAAUUGACAGCCAUAUCUGGUACUACAACGGAACACCAGCUGCCUGCACCUUUGUUGCCCUAGACUACGUUCUCCCACGCUUCGCCGACUUCAAGGUGCCUGAUCUUGUGGUCACCGGCCCCAACUAUGGAACCAACCUCGGUCCUUUUGUCUGGACUCUUUCCGGAACAGCUGGCGCUGCAUAUGCCGCGACCCACCGCAGCAUCCCUGCCAUCGCCCUCUCAGCAAGCAACAAGGCAACCCCGUACUUUGACAUUCACAACGAGACCAACCCCGCCACUUGGGCCGCCGAGGUGGGCGUCAAGGUUGUCAACACCGUCAUCAACAGCGCGCCCAAGGGUGGGCCUCUUCUGCCCCUCGGAUACGGCCUCAACGUCAACAUCCCCGAGCUCAAGGGCAACCACUCCGAUCUUAAGUAUGUCCAGACGCGCAUGACUGGCAAUGCCCACGUCAACGAGGCUGUGCUGGACGCCGAGAAGGGAACCUUUGAUUGGGCCAACAUCAAGCCCUAUGCUGCGGGUGUCAACACCUGUGUGAAUGGUGACUGCUCUCUCGAGGGAGAGACGUAUGUCGUUGAGAAUGGUGCCGUUUCCAUUUCCAUCUACAUCGUCGACUAUACGGCUCCAAGCAGUAGAAGCACCAAGAGCAUUAUGCAGCGCAUCAACCCCUUAGCUCCUUUGGAGUAG